Molecule: messenger RNA, 5750 nt
Organism: Melanotaenia boesemani (Boeseman's rainbowfish)
Lineage: Eukaryota; Metazoa; Chordata; Actinopteri; Atheriniformes; Melanotaeniidae
Gene: pcxb
Product: pyruvate carboxylase b
Exons: 27
Coding region: 454-3993 (1179 amino acids)
Biological process (GO): gluconeogenesis; pyruvate metabolic process
Cellular component (GO): cytoplasm
Molecular function (GO): metal ion binding; ATP binding; pyruvate carboxylase activity
Source: RefSeq, a predicted model, not a curated record
GGUGAGAUUAAGUGGAAGGCAGGCGCAGAAGCAGACUUCUAUAUCCGCCAGACGAACGGUGCCAGCUGCUAGCUAAGUUAGCCACAGUGGACAGCAACUAGCUUCAGAGUCCUAGCUCAUUUACAGCAUAUGAGGGACUGAGCAAUAGAGGCAGAGUGUGUGUGACUGUGUGUCGAUGCUUCAAGCGCCCGCUCGGCCGUCCCGAAGUGAUUCCUUGUGUCUGUGUGUUCCUCAGUGUGUAUGCGCGUGAGUGUGUGUGUAUAUUUAUACAUAUACAUAUAAGCCCACCUUUCUAUCUUCCUCAUCCACCCACCAGCGUGGCUGUAAAUGAGUGUGUGGGGUUAGCAGGCAAAGAAGAAACACAUAUAAACACUAAGAUUGUCGACUGUUUACACUCGGUGUCCGGUUACUUGGCAGUGGAUUCACAUCACUUACUGAUACCGACAAAGCACGAUGUCGAGGUUCAUUGUGAUACGAGGUGGUCUUGGCCUGUUGGCAGUCAGGAGGACAUGUCUUAUAUCUAGAUCUGCUUACUCUGCCCCCAAGAGCGAGUAUCGACCAAUCAAGAAAGUCAUGGUGGCCAAUAGAGGUGAAAUCGCUAUCCGGGUGUUCAGAGCCUGCACUGAAUUGGGAAUUCGCACCGUGGCCGUCUACUCUGAGCAGGACACUGGACAGAUGCACAGACAGAAGGCAGAUGAGGCUUACCUGAUUGGGAAAGGCCUGCCACCUGUUGCAGCAUACCUGCACAUUCCAGACAUCAUCAAAGUUGCCAAGGACAACCAUGUGGAUGCUAUUCAUCCCGGCUAUGGCUUCCUCUCUGAGCGGUCGGACUUUGCUCAGGCCUGUGCAGACGCAGGAGUGAUGUUUGUAGGACCAGCCCCUGAAACGGUCCGCAAGAUGGGAGACAAAGUGGAGGCUCGCUCCCUGGCUAUCAGUGCAGGUGUGCCUGUUGUCCCAGGAACAGAUUCCCCCAUCUCCAGUCUGCAGGAAGCACAAGCAUUUGCUCAGACAUACGGCUUCCCCAUCAUCUUUAAGGCGGCCUAUGGAGGAGGCGGUCGAGGCAUGCGGGUGGUCAGAGAGUACGAGGAACUUGAGGAGAAUUACCAGCGGGCCUACUCUGAGGCCCUUACAGCUUUUGGGAAUGGAGCCCUGUUUGUUGAGAAAUUUAUUGAAAAGCCAAGACACAUCGAAGUGCAGAUCCUCGGUGAUAAAUACGGUAACGUCAUUCAUAUGUAUGAGAGGGACUGCUCCAUUCAGCGACGACACCAAAAGGUUGUGGAAAUUGCACCUGCGUUCCAGCUGGACCCUCAUCUGAGAGACAAACUUCACUCUGAUGCCGUCAACCUGGCCAAACUGGUGGGAUAUGAGAAUGCAGGGACCGUGGAGUUCUUGGUGGACAAGCAUGGAAAACACUACUUCAUUGAGGUGAACUCCCGACUUCAAGUUGAACACACGGUCACCGAGGAAAUCACUGAUGUUGACCUGGUGCACGCCCAGCUGCAUGUGUGUGAGGGUCGCAGCUUGCCAGAACUCGGUCUCAAACAAGACAAGAUCAGGGUGAACGGCUGUGCCAUCCAGUGCAGAGUGACAACCGAAGACCCGGCCAGAGGAUUCCAGCCAGACACCGGAAGGAUUGAGGUCUUCAGAAGUGGCGAAGGCAUGGGCAUCCGUCUGGACAGCGCCUCAGCCUUCCAGGGGGCUGUCAUUUCUCCGCACUAUGACUCAUUGCUGGUAAAAGUCAUCGCCAGCGGAAAGGACCUGCAUACAGCUGCCACCAAGAUGAGCCGAGCCCUGGCCGAGUUCAGAGUGCGAGGGGUCAAGACAAACAUCCCGUUCCUCCAGAAUGUUUUUUCCAACAAUCAGUUCCUGCACUCCACCGUGGACACCCAGUUCAUUGAUGAAAACCCGGAACUGUUCAACCUCAAACCCACUCAGAACCGAGCCCAGAAACUCCUGCACUACCUCGGUCAUGUAAUGGUGAAUGGACCGACCACACCCAUCCCAGUCAAGGCAAAACCCUCCUCCACGGAUCCUGUGGUCCCUCCUGUCACCAUGGGUGACCCACCCAUAGGUUUCCGUGACGUGUUACUUCGUGAUGGUCCUGAAGGAUUUGCCAAGGCUAUCCGUGCCCACCAAGGUCUGUUGCUAAUGGAUACGACUUUCAGGGAUGCUCAUCAGUCACUACUGGCUACCAGAGUUCGAACCCAUGAUCUGAAAAAGAUCUCUCCAUUCGUCAGCCACAACUUCAGCAACCUUUUCAGCCUGGAGAACUGGGGAGGUGCUACCUUUGACGUGGCCAUGCGAUUCUUGUCAGAAUGUCCGUGGAAGAGGCUCCAAGAGCUGAGAGCUUUGAUCCCAAAUGUCCCCUUCCAGAUGCUCCUGAGAGGGGCUAACGCUGUGGGCUACACCAACUACCCUGAUAACGCCGUCUUUAAGUUCUGCGAGGUGGCCAAAGAGAACGGCAUGGACAUCUUCCGUGUGUUUGAUUCUCUGAACUACGUUCCCAACAUGCUGCUGGGUAUGGAGGCUGCCGGAUCAGCGGGUGGCGUAGUUGAGGCUGCCAUCUCAUACACAGGCGACGUCUCUGACCCAAUGAGGCAGAAAUAUUCUCUGGACUAUUAUGUGAAACUCGCAGAUGAGCUUGUCAAAGCUGGAACCCACAUUCUCUGCAUCAAGGAUAUGGCCGGCCUGUUGAAGCCAGAGGCUAGCAAGCUUCUGGUUGGGGCUUUGAGGGACCGUUUCCCAGACGUGCCCAUCCAUGUGCACACACACGACACAGCUGGAGCUGGUGUGGCAGCCAUGUUGGCCUGUGCUGAAGCUGGAGCUGAUGUUGUAGAUGUGGCAGUUGACUCCAUGGCUGGGAUGACAUCUCAGCCCAGCAUGGGGGCUAUCGUUGCUUGCACGAAGGGGACCAAGCAUGAUACUGGCAUUGCUCUAGAAAAGGUGUUUGACUACAGUGAAUAUUGGGAAGUAACCAGAGGCUUGUACGCUCCGUUUGACUGCACUGCCACCAUGAAGUCAGGCAACGCUGACGUCUACGAGAACGAGAUACCUGGAGGACAAUACACCAACCUUCACUUCCAGGCUCACAGUAUGGGACUGGGAAAUAAGUUCAAGGAGGUGAAGAAAGCUUACACUGAAGCCAACAAAUUGCUGGGAGACCUUAUUAAGGUGACUCCAUCUUCAAAGAUUGUGGGUGAUCUGGCUCAGUUCAUGGUGCAAAACAACCUGACCAGGGCAGAGGUUGAGGAGAGGGCGGACGAGCUGUCCUUCCCGCUGUCUGUGGUCGAGUUCCUGCAGGGAUACGUAGGGAUCCCCCAUGGAGGCUUUCCUGAGCCGUUCCGAUCUAAGGUGCUGAAGUCUCUUCCUCGUAUUGAUGGCCGUCCCGGUGCCACUCUGCCACCAAUGGACUUCAAGACCCUGGAGGAGGGUCUCCGAACCUCUCACAGUGACGAUAUCACCCCUGAGGACGUGAUGUCAGCAGCUAUGUACCCCAAAGUGUUCCAGGAAUUUAAGGAGUUUACAUCUAACUUUGGCCCAGUGGAUUGUCUCAGCACCAGACUGUUUUUGGAUGGACCCAAGAUUGCCGAGGAGUUUGAGGUGGAGCUGGAGAGAGGGAAGAUCCUCCACAUCAAGGCCCUGGCACUGGGUGACCUGAACAAGGCCGGCCAGAGAGAAGUCUUUUUUGAGCUAAAUGGCCAGCUGAGAUCUGUGCUGGUGAAAGACACAGUCGCCAUGAAGGAAAUGAAGUUCCAUCCUAAGGCUCAGAAGUCUAUCAAGGGUCAGGUGGGAGCACCCAUGCCUGGAAAAGUCUUAGAGGUCAAAGUGAAAGUUGGAUCCAAGGUGGAGAAGGGUCAACCGCUGUGUGUCCUGUCUGCCAUGAAGAUGGAGACCGUGGUCAACUCCCCCAUGUCCGGCACCGUUAAGGCUAUCCAUGUGUCGCCUGACGCCUCUCUGGAGGGAGACGACCUGAUACUGGAAAUUGAGGAGUAGAGCGAGAGGGUAGAGGUAGAGGGAGGGGGCAGCAGCAAGUACUAUCUGACAAUCUGGCCCUGGAAAUGAAGAGAGAUGGAGGAGUAAUAGGGGGAUUGUACUGAGGAGGAGGAAAAGCACAUCUUUUUUCUGUGAACCCCCAGUUUGGGCAUAGUUAGACCACAUACACAUAAUGAAAGUGCUAUGCAUAUCCUGACACCUGAUGGAUGUAAAGAUCAGAUGAGGUAUGACUGUCUGAAUUAGUUUAGUGGAAAUUUCUAGUAGCUGCUUAAUUCCUAGUUGUAGUGAUUAGCUCAACAAUGGUACCCUUACUAAUCUUCUGUCAAAUUAUGAAACAUAUUCAAUAUUUUAGAGGCUUUAUAUGUUUAAAUGGUGAUACAUUCCACUGCAGUGAUGAUAGUCUUAAAAAUGUUGCACUACAGUGAGCUAACCAUGUAUGACGUUAACAAGGUUUUAACAUCUACUUGGAAUUAAAAGCCACAAUUUCCCUGCCAGUGCUGUUGCCUCAUACACUGUAUUCAUAUAAAGUGAGUAGAUUAAACUUUGACUACUAAAUGUUAACUUUAUAGUUUGCAGGGUUCAGAUAAAAAGCAUACAUUUUCUUUUUAAUAUGCUCACCUUUGCAAGACUUGGUCAAUCUUUGUGGUCGCUGUGCAUUCUGGGAAUGUGUAAUUGCUGCUCGCAUUUAGACUUGCUUUUUUCAAGGUGAAAACUGAGUACAGAUGGGAGUGAGGGAAAAUAACAUGUAGCCCAACGUUUUGUAGAUAACCAGCAAAGCACAAAUGUCAAGGACAGAGCCAGACAUGCCUGAAACAUCUGAAGUUACACUAAGUUCCAUUACUGUAUCAGUAAAAUGCACGUUUGGUUUUUGAAUCCCCAAGUGGAGCCAAUUUCUUUGGUAGUAAAGCCAGAUCAGCUGUAUGUCAUUUUAAAGAUGAGCAGGCAGUCUCUGAAACAGUUGGUCCACUUUUUUUUCCCCUGAAACCCAAGCAGAGAUUAUGAUUAAUGUCUAUGGGGAUUUUUAAUGCUAGGUGUAAAUGGGAUUAUGGGACUUUGCUUUAAUGUGUUUACGUGAUGUUAUUUUCCGAGGAUCGACCACUUCAUUUAUUAACUCAUUUUAUGUCAAAUUAUGUGACAUUAGCUCCUCUAAUAAGAGACUCUGGAGACUCCGUUAUAUUUGUAAUGUUUGCAUAAAUGAGUGGAAAAUGCGUGCGUGUAAGGAAAUACGACAAACUCAGCCAAUCCUUGGUGCAUCUUCCAGAACAUAUUCAGACACUAAUAGAUAUUAAUAUUCAUAUAUGUACUGGUGCAAAAUAUUCAUGCUGGCCCUUGAGUGUUUCAGCUUUGUCUCCAUAGUAACACCAUCCAAAGCAGUUUACAGAGUUAAGGAAACUGGUCUAUCACCCAGAUGUUGUAGUUUAAACUCAGAUGUGAUGAUCGGGCUGUAUCUGAGUAUUUUUUUUGUGGGAAGAGAUGACGUGAUGGGCUUGUAUGAAUGUUUUUGAUGAACACUAAUGCAGAGUCCCUCCUCCUCUCCCUGUUGUUUUUCUCUUCCUCAUCUAUCCAAACACCUUUUCAUAAUGUCUCAUCCUCCCCCUCCUUUACUAUAUAUUUGCACAUGCAAAAUAGUGGCAUCAAUUCAUGCAAUAAUGUAAACAAUUCUCAGUGUUUGUGUCUUAGCCAGCAGUGACUAACAGCCAUGUUUAUGAUGUACUCUUCUGUGGAAAAAAACUGAAAUAAACUGGAGAAAAAUACAA